CGCGAGCACCAUCUGAGGAGGUCCACUAAGUGACACCAACUCGGAUUAUUAGCAUUUCAGCUAAUUAAGUUUAUCUUUGGGACUUCGCGUGGUGCUCGGCAGCUCUUUUAGAUAUAUCUGUUUAAUUUGACCAACUAAUUAAAUGGCAGGCAAGAAGAAAGAAGCGAGUCUGCAGGUGUCUGUCACAAAUCAAGAACAGUGGGAGGAGAUGCUUGCAACCAAAGGUUUAACGGUUGUAGAUGUACACCAGCAGUGGUGUGGUCCCUGUCGAGCUGUGGUUAGUCUGCUACGAAAAAUAAAGAACGAACUGGGUGAUGACCUGUUACAUUUUGCCACAGCCGAGGCAGACAGCAUUGAUUCUUUGGAGAAAUAUCAAGGGAAAUGUGAGCCCACCUUCCUCUUCUAUGGGGGAGGGGAGCUGGUGGCUGUGCUACGAGGUGCCAACGCUCCUCUGCUUCAGAGGAUGAUUGUAGAGGAACUGGCCAAGGAGAAGCUGGUCCUGGAGCAAGGUGGUGAACGCAAAGUGGUUAAAGACGAUGGUCUGGUGAAUGAUGAGAAGAAAGACGAAGAGGGGGCACCUCAGCAGUCAGAAAAUGAAAAAAGCCUGACUGUUCCUGCAAGUAAAUCCUACACAGUUGCCAUCAUCAAACCAGAUGCUGUUGCUCACGGCAAGGCAAAUGAGAUAAUUAUGAAGAUCCAAGAUGCAGGGUUUGAAAUCCUGGCCCAGGAGGAGCGUACACUGACUGAGGUUGAGGCUCGAGAUUUUUACCAACACAAAGCAGCAGAGGCUUACUUUGAGGACUUGGUGCAGUUCAUGUCCAGUGGUCCCUCCCAUAUUCUGGUACUGUCUCAGGUAGAGGGCUCUGCCAAUGCUGUACCAGCAUGGCGUGAGUUCAUUGGCCCAGCAGACAUAGAGGAAGCCAGAAGAGAAAAGCCAGAAAGCUUGCGGGCACAAUACGGCACACAGACACUGUUCAACGCAGUGCACGGUAGUGAGGACAGCGACCAGGCCAGCAGGGAGCUUGCCUUCUUCUUCCCCAACUUUAGGAUGGCCUCAGUAAUGGAGCAGGAUGGCGAGGAAGAGCAUGUGGAGAGGACACUGGCUCUUAUCCGGCCUGACGUUGCCAGAGAGAACAGAGAAGACAUCCUGGCCCAAAUCCACCAGUCAGGUUUCUCAGUGGCCCUCCAAAGAGAGGUGAUCUUAACAGAGGAGCAGGUCAGACAGUUUUACUUCCAACAUGUUGAGGAGGAUUACUUCCCUGCACUGCUAAGAAGCAUGACCAGUGGGCCAGUGCUAGCUUUGGCUCUGGCUAGAACAGGGGCUGUCCAUUACUGGAAGAAUAUCCUUGGUCCCUCUGACGUUAAUAAAGCCAAAGAAGAGAGUCCUGACUGUCUAAGAGCCAAGUUUGCUGUGGAGAAUGAGCCCAUUAACCAGCUACAUGGCAGUGCAAGCCAUGAAGAGGCAGAGAGAGAGAUCAACUUCUUCUUCCCUAAACAGCGGACGCUGGCAGUGAUCAAACCUGAUGCCAUGGAGGAACACAGAGAGAAGAUUUUGGAGGAAAUCCAUGCCAGCGGUUUCUCUGUAACACAGCUGAAGGAGACAGUGCUGUCAAGGGAAAUGGCGGAGGAGUUUUACAAAGAGCACAGGGAGAAGCCUUUCUUCAGCCAGCUGGUGGAAUUCAUGUGUCGGGGGCUGUGCAUGAUGCUUGUCCUGACUAAGGAAAAUGCAGUGGAAGAGUGGAGGGCCAUGAUGGGUCCUACAGACCCUGACCAAGCUAAGACAACAUCCCCAAAUUCUCUGAGGGCCCGCUUUGCCUCUGACAUCCUCCACAACUCAGUCCACGGUGCCUCAAAUGAGCAACACGCAGAGGAGAAGAUCCGUUUUAUCUUCGGUGACAUCUGCUCAGAUGCAGAGCUCACCGGUGAUGGACAGACAGCAAAAGAGCCAGACAGUUCUGCAGAUGAAAACACGGGAAUGUCAAGAUCUUCAACUGAGGAAAUGUCUGAUAACCAUCAACAACACGAAGGUGACCCACAAAGUUUGAAUCCUUGCAGUCCACAGACCGGAGAGAGUGAUGAUCUGGAGCGUUCAAACUGAAUCAGCUCACCUUGUAUUCAUGGAUUUUUCCACAAUAUGUAAUUUUAGGAAUCAUGAAAUAAACAAGAUAAAUAUAUCUCACAUUUCCACCAUCACAAGGUGGUAUUUGGAGACCAUGUAUUCCUCAGCCAGUGAAAAGGAGAACCUGUAGACAGGGGGCUGAGUUCUUUUUGGUAGUUCACAAUAUAAAGGCUGUUUUUGGUAGCAACUACAGCUGUAGGGUACAUGACUAAGAGCAGGAUCAAACCAUCACCAAAAGGCAGCCAAUAAUUUCAGUGUUCACAGGAGACUUUGAUGAAAUCAGAGAGCAACAUGACCAAAUUGUCAAUAUCAGUGAACUCCUACCACGCUCUGACAAUAUCAAAUAUUCAUAAGAUAUUUUUCCCAUUUUUCUUGCAUGGGAGUAGGGGGUAGUUUAACAAUUGAGGAUUCUAGUUAAAUGAGCGGCGCAAAUGUUGAGAAGAACCAGACAGUUCAGGUU
Molecule: messenger RNA, 2579 nt
Organism: Lates calcarifer (barramundi perch)
Lineage: Eukaryota; Metazoa; Chordata; Actinopteri; Centropomidae
Gene: nme9
Product: NME/NM23 family member 9
Exons: 17
Coding region: 143-2098 (651 amino acids)
Biological process (GO): UTP biosynthetic process; GTP biosynthetic process; CTP biosynthetic process
Molecular function (GO): nucleoside diphosphate kinase activity
Source: RefSeq, a predicted model, not a curated record